GCCAUGGUGGAGAUGGCUGAGGAGGCCACAGAACCUGCCAAAGUGGACAUCAUGGGGCUGUGCCAGCACAUGUUCUCCAAAAUGGCCACAUACCUGACAGGUAAGCUGAAAGCCACCAGUUCAGACUAUAAACUUCUGGAAAAUAUGAACAAACUGGCCAGCCUGAAGUAUCUAGAAAUAAAAGAUAUCACAGUAAACAUAAGUAGAAACCUAAAGGACUUAAAUGGGAAAUAUGCAGCACUUCAGCCUUAUCUGGAUCUGAUCACUUUAAUUGAGGAGCAAGUAGCAGCUCUGAAGCAGGCAGCCUACAAGUUGGAUGCAUAUUCUAAGAAGCUAGAAGCAAAGUACAAGAAGUUAGAGAGGUGA
Molecule: messenger RNA, 366 nt
Organism: Trichosurus vulpecula (common brushtail)
Lineage: Eukaryota; Metazoa; Chordata; Mammalia; Diprotodontia; Phalangeridae
Product: biogenesis of lysosome-related organelles complex 1 subunit 2-like
Exons: 1
Coding region: 4-366 (120 amino acids)
Biological process (GO): lysosome localization; endosomal transport
Cellular component (GO): BORC complex; BLOC-1 complex; gamma-tubulin complex
Molecular function (GO): gamma-tubulin binding
Source: RefSeq, a predicted model, not a curated record